AUGUUAGAAACGAAUUUAAUUGAAAAUUACCAUUUUGAUAACUUAAUUCAUAACAAUUUUGAUAAUAAACGUAAAAAAGAAAAAGUUAUAAUGCCUAUAAUUGAAAAUAAAAAAAUUUUAAUUGAAUUAAAAAAUUCAUUCAAUGAUGAAAACCUUAAUUGUAAAAUAAAUUUCAAUGAUACUAAAGAGACAUACUAUGACCAUUCUGAUGAAGUUUCAGAAACAAAUGAUAAAAUAAAGACAAAUGUCUCUAUCUCUUCAGAUAUACAAGGAGAUGGUUUAUUAGGAAAUAUAGAUAAUUAUUUUGAAAAGAAAAAUGGAAAUUCCGAAUAUAAAGAAAUAAAAAGUUCUAGUUUUAGAAAAAAAAUAUAUAAAAUUUUCUUUAUUCGCUUAUUAUAUGCUUUUAUAUAUGGUAUUAUUGGAGUAUAUAUUCAAUGUUAUUCUAUAAUAUUAAGUGAUUCAUAUUAUAAUACUGGUGAUGAACCAUUGAAAGAUAGAAUUCAUGAAUUAAUUAAAAAAAUACCAUCAUUUAUGGAUGCAGGAUUUAUUAAUGGGAACAUAAUGAUUUUUUUUAUUAUUACUAUUUUAAGAUUUGGGUUGUUUUUUCCUUUUUUAUUAUCAUUAACAAUAUUAAUUAGAUUGAUUUUCAUGCUUUCUACUAUUUAUUAUGUAAGAUCUUUAUUUAUUUAUGUAACUACUUUACCAUGUCCCAUACCUACAUGUCAACCAUUAAAAAAUAAAGGAUUUCUUGAUAAUAUAUAUUCUUCACAUCUUAUAAUUUUUGCUCAAGUGUACGAAUGUACAGACCUAAUUAUAUCUGGUCAUACUGCUUUUACUACAUUAUUAAAAUACUUAUGGCUUUUUUACGAAAAGAAUAUUUAUAUAAAGAUUUGUAUAUGUUUUUAUAGUUUAUUUAUCUUCUCAAUAAUAAUAAUAUCAAGAUUCCAUUAUACUGUUGAUGUAUUAAUGGGAUAUGCAUUUGGAGCAUCUAUUUUUAUUUUUUAUCAUUGCCUUCUUGAUAUUGCUGCAAAAAGAUAUGCAAUUAAUAAAUCCUUUUAUGUUAAUUACUGUGGCUAUUCAAGAUCAUUCACAGAAAGAUGUAAUUUGUUUCAUUAUUUAAUUCCAUUAAUUGGCUAUAUUGAGGCUUUAGAUUAUAGAUUAAAUAUCUCAACUUCCUAUGAUAAAGAAUGGAGUUCUUUUUGUCCUUGUAAACCAGUGAAUUCAAAAAGUCUUAUAAAUAAAAAAAAAAAUAUUCGUAAUGAAGACUAUUAUGAUUUUAGUGACCAUUUUUAUCAUUCAUAUGCUGGAAAUGGUGCAUUUAGUUUAUCAUCAAUAUAUAAUUUACUGAAUAAAUGUAAAAAUAUAUACAGAAUAAAAAAUAAAAAUUAA
Molecule: messenger RNA, 1389 nt
Organism: Plasmodium gallinaceum
Lineage: Eukaryota; Apicomplexa; Aconoidasida; Haemosporida; Plasmodiidae
Gene: SMS1
Product: sphingomyelin synthase 1, putative
Exons: 4
Coding region: 1-1389 (462 amino acids)
Biological process (GO): ceramide biosynthetic process
Cellular component (GO): endoplasmic reticulum membrane; Golgi membrane
Molecular function (GO): sphingomyelin synthase activity; ceramide cholinephosphotransferase activity
Source: RefSeq, a predicted model, not a curated record